UUGUUGUUGGACCGCAUCACUCGCGAAUUUACGAUGAAAAUGACCACGAAACCGGCUCUGGUCCUCGAUAAUGGAGCAUUUUUCGCCAAAAUUGGUCUUUGCACGGCUGCCAGUCCCAAAGUUUUUCCAAAUUGCAUCAUGAAAGCCAAAUCGGAACGUCGUCGUGCCUUCAUCGGAGGCCAAGUGAGUGAAUGUCGCGACGCAUCCGGUCUUUACUACAUUCUCAGCUUCCAACGCGGUUUCCUCAUCAAUUUUGACAUCCAGAAAACGUUGUGGGACUACAUGUUCAGCAACGAUUGUUGUCCCGUGCCGCUGCCAGAAACGCCGGUAAUCAUCACAGAGCCCGUCUACAACUUUCAUUCCAUCCAAGAAGCCGUGACGGAAAUAUUUUUCGAAGAAUACGAAGUUGAGCAUUUGAUGAAAGCCACGGGACCUGAUCUGGCAGCUUAUAAUUACACAAAUGACCCGGCAAACGAGUCGCCAAAGUGUUGUUUGGUCAUCGAAUGCGGCUACAGCUUCACCCAUAUCGUGCCAAUUGUCAAGGGAGAGAAACAGAAGAAAGCCAUCAUCCGCAUUGACGUCGGCGGAAAAAUCCUGACAAAUCACCUGAAGGAAAUUAUCUCGUAUCGCCAGUUAAAUGUCAUGGACGAAACGUAUGUCAUCAAUCAAGUGAAGGAAGACAGUUGCUUUGUGUCGCAAGAUUUCAAUGCCGACAUGGAAAUCGCUCGAAAACGCUAUCCCGAGAACACAAUUGUGCGGGAAUACGUACUGCCCGAUUUCACGACACUCCAGCGGGGAAUCCUGCGUGAACCAACGAAGAAGCAGGACGAAGACUACCAAACGCUGAAAGUGAAUAACGAGCGAUUUGCUAUUCCGGAAAUUCUGUUUCAUCCGUCGGACAUUGGAAUUAAUCAAAUGGGAAUUGCGGAGGCGGCAAUGCAUUCCGUAAAUUUGUGUCCCGAAGAAGUGAGACCGCAUUUACUAGCAAAUAUCGUACUAUGUGGAGGCUCUUGCUUGUUUGAAGGAUUAAAAAGUCGCUUGUUCCGGGAAAUAAGGGCAUUGGCACCGGAUGAGUAUGAUGUUCAAAUAACGCUUUCAAAAGAUCCUACUACGUAUGCAUGGCACGGAGGAAAAAUGUUGGCAAAAUCGGAUGACUUUUUGGAGAAAUGCAUUUCGAGGAAGGAAUACGAGGAGCAUGGCAGCAAAAUAUGCCUAGAAAAAUUUGAUAUUUGAAUAAAAUGAGUGAAGUUAGGAUUUUAAAAUAUAAAAAAGCAAAUGGGACUGUAAAAAGUUUUUAAAAUUAGGAAAA
This is a messenger RNA of Culicoides brevitarsis, 1309 nucleotides long. It is a transcript of the gene Arp6, whose product is annotated as actin-related protein 6. NCBI's taxonomy places the organism in Eukaryota, Metazoa, Arthropoda, Insecta, Diptera, Ceratopogonidae. The transcript is spliced from 3 exons. Gene Ontology annotation, molecular function: nucleosome binding. The coding region runs from base 34 to 1233 and encodes 399 amino acids. The record is from RefSeq and is a predicted model, not a curated record. Gene Ontology annotation, cellular component: Swr1 complex.